Thelazia callipaeda (thelaziosis nematode) is the source of this 1335-nucleotide messenger RNA. Lineage: Eukaryota; Metazoa; Nematoda; Chromadorea; Rhabditida; Thelaziidae. The record is from the annotation of a GenBank genome assembly.
AUGGCCGUGAGACCAGGUUUAAGAUGGUUUGCAUCUCAACCUGUAUCGAGCUUGCUGCAAAUUAAUCAGAAUUUAAAAAAUAUACGAGUUCAGGGCUGGGCACGACGAGUAGAAAAACGCGGGAAUUUUUUAUUUAUUAAACUGAAUGACGGACAUUCAGUGAAAACAAUACAAGCUGUCAUAAGACGUGAUAUAUGUCAAAAGGUACCUAUUGGAAGUGCUGUAAAUAUUAUUGGUGACUGGGUAGAAAGUGUCGGCAAGCAACAGAAUAUGGAGUUAUUUGCAACGGAAUGUGAAAUUGUUGGGUUGCAGCGAAAAUCGUUCAAUAAUGUACCUUCCGAGCAUAGUUAUGCUGAUGCAACCCGAAAAAAAUAUCACUUGCGUUUGAAAUCUAUGCCAUUUGCAUGUCUUCUACGCCUGCGAUCUCAUUUAGAUCAACUUAGUCGUUCUUUUUUUCAGAAUCAAUCAUUUAUACAUGUUGAUACUCCUCUUUUAACUCAUAAUGAUUGUGAAGGUGCUGGUGAAACAUUUGCUAUUCAGGCAGAUCAAAAGAAAUAUUUCGGUGAUCAGGCAGUUUUUUUGCCCGUUUCAAGUCAGCUAUAUUUAGAAGCUUUCAUUGGAAGCUUACCUAAAGUUUACACUCUAGCUCCUGCAUUACGAGCCGAUCAUUCACAAACUCGUCAUCACUUGGCCGAAUUUCGAAUGUUAGAGGCAGAGUAUGCUUUUGCUGAUAGCUUGGAGCAGUUAUGUGAUUUUGUUGAGAGCUAUAUAAACUAUGUAGUAGAAGGAAUGCUUGGUCAUUCUACAGAAGAAUUAAAUUCAGUGCUGCAAAUAUUUAGCAAUGAGAGUGCCAAAGUAAAGUCACUGCUAUCUAGAAGUAGUUCAAGGACAUCUUUUCCUCGGCUUAAUUAUGAUGAAGCUAUAGCUAUACUUGAGUCUAAAGGAGAAAGGAUAUCUGCAGGACGGCUUAAUAAAGAAAAUGAACUAUCUCUGGUUCAGCAUUGUGGUGGUCCUUUAUUUGUUCUUCGCUAUCCUCACAUACAGAAACCAUUUUAUAUGAAGCGCUCUGGCAACUUUGCAGAAUGCUUUGAUUUGUUGGCACCACAUGUUGGUGAGUUAGCCGGGGGAUCUUUAAGGGAAUCAGACCCAGAAGAACUUCGUGAUCGAGGAUGUGACGAAUCACUGGAUUGGUAUUUAGACAUAAGGGAACAUGGACACCCUCCUAGUGCAGGAUUCGGUAUCGGCAUGGAACGUUUCAUGCAAUCAUUGUUUGGCAUUCUUAACAUUAAAGACACAGUUGCGUUUCCUCGAUGGUAUAAACAUUGUCCUUGCUAA